Angiostrongylus costaricensis is the source of this 297-nucleotide messenger RNA. The record is from the annotation of a GenBank genome assembly. Lineage: Eukaryota; Metazoa; Nematoda; Chromadorea; Rhabditida; Metastrongylidae.
GUUGGAUCAGUGGUGGCUGUUGGUCUCGUGAAAUCUCGUGAACGAGUUAAAUGGUCUAUAUUUCGUAACAUUGUCAUUUCAUGGAUGGUUACAGUUCCAGUAGCAGAGUGCCCGAUUGUUCUCUCAUGUGCUAUGACGUUUGUCUCGAUCACAAACUUGAACCACGGAACUGGCAACGAUGACCUUUUUCCUCCGCGGCGAUACUCGUUGACAAUGACAGAUAAUAAGAACGAAGAAGUCACACCACCGAUGGCGGAGAUCGGAAGACUUUCCUGUAGUAGUCAGAAGGAUUUGUAA